Molecule: messenger RNA, 588 nt
Organism: Colletes gigas
Lineage: Eukaryota; Metazoa; Arthropoda; Insecta; Hymenoptera; Colletidae
Product: mitochondrial import inner membrane translocase subunit Tim17-A-like
Exons: 2
Coding region: 1-588 (195 amino acids)
Biological process (GO): protein import into mitochondrial matrix
Cellular component (GO): mitochondrial inner membrane; TIM23 mitochondrial import inner membrane translocase complex
Molecular function (GO): transmembrane protein transporter activity
Source: RefSeq, a predicted model, not a curated record
AUGGAAUAUAAUCGCGAGCCCUGUCCCUGGAGGAUAGUGGAUGAUUGCGGGGGCGCGUUCACUAUGGGCACCAUUUGCGGAUCACUCUUUCAGAGCGUUAUUGGAUUCCGAAACGCGCCGUCGGGGAUCAAGAGGAGGCUCGGCGGAGGGCUGAUGGCGGUGAAGAACCGAGCGCCUCAAGUGGCCGGGAACUUCGCCGUUUGGGGUGGUCUUUUCUCCGCGAUCGAGUGCACCUUGAUACGAUGUCGUUCGAAGGACGAUCCGUGGAACUCGAUACUGAGCGGGGCUCUGACCGGCGGCGUCCUGGCUGCCAGGACAGGGAUCCCGUCGAUGAUAGGAAGCGCCACGGUCGGAGGUAUCUUCCUGGCGCUCGUCGAGGGAUUCGGUAUCAUGGCCACGCGACUUCACGCGGACACCUUCGCCCAGGACAUGCAUAUGUUCGACGUGGAGAACCUACCGGAGUUCAACGGGCUCUCGCCGAGGACGAGGGUGGGUUACGGCGGGGCACCGAUCGCGGAAGAGAUCCCACCCAGACAGAUAAACGGUACCAACGGCAUGGACGUUGACAGAAUCGCCAAAGGCAGAUGA